Molecule: messenger RNA, 1732 nt
Organism: Ochotona curzoniae (black-lipped pika)
Lineage: Eukaryota; Metazoa; Chordata; Mammalia; Lagomorpha; Ochotonidae
Gene: FADS2
Product: fatty acid desaturase 2
Exons: 12
Coding region: 143-1477 (444 amino acids)
Biological process (GO): lipid metabolic process
Cellular component (GO): membrane
Molecular function (GO): oxidoreductase activity, acting on paired donors, with oxidation of a pair of donors resulting in the reduction of molecular oxygen to two molecules of water
Source: RefSeq, a predicted model, not a curated record
CGCGGUGGGAGGAGGAGUAGAAGACAAAAGCCGAACGCGAGAACGCACCGCGACCAGGAGGGAGCCGUCUGUCUGGCCAGCGAGCGAGCUGCGGGAGCGAGGAGGCCGCACUGCACGGAGCACCCGAGUGGGGACAGGCAGCAUGGGGAAGGGGGCAAACCAAGGCGAGGGGGCUCCCGAGCGGGAGGCGACCAUGCCCACCUUCAGCUGGGAGGAGAUUCAGAAGCACAACUUGCGCACCGACAAGUGGCUUGUCAUCGACCGCAAGGUUUACAACGUCACGAAGUGGUCCCAGCGACACCCGGGGGGCCACCGGGUCAUCGGGCACUACGCGGGAGAAGAUGCCACGGAUGCUUUCCGGGCCUUCCACCCUGACCUGGAUGUCGUGGGCAAGUUCCUGAAGCCCCUGCUGAUUGGCGAGCUGGCCCCGGAGGAACCCAGUCUUGACCGUGGCAAGAACUCUCAGAUCACGGAGGACUUCCGCACCCUGAAGAAGACGGCUGAAGACAUGAACCUGUUCCAGGCCAACCAUCUGUUCUUCCUGCUCCUGCUGGCCCACAUCAUUGUCAUGGAGAGCAUCGCCUGGUUCAUCGUCUUCUACUUUGGCAAUGGCUGGAUCCCCACGAUCAUCACGGCCUUUGUGCUGGCUACCUCUCAGGCCCAGGCUGGAUGGCUCCAACAUGACUACGGCCACCUUUCUGUCUACAAGAAGUCCACCUGGAACCACAUUGUCCACAAGUUCAUCAUUGGCCACUUGAAGGGUGCCUCUGCCAACUGGUGGAACCAUCGCCACUUCCAGCAUCACGCCAAGCCCAACAUCUUCCACAAGGACCCGGAUGUCAAGAUGCUGCAUGUGUUUGUCCUGGGCGAGUGGCAGCCUGUUGAGUAUGGCAAGAAGAAGCUCAAGUAUCUUCCCUACAACCACCAGCAUGAAUACUUCUUCCUGAUUGGGCCGCCGCUGCUCAUCCCCAUGUACUUCCAGUAUCAAAUCAUCAUGACCAUGAUCGUCCGCAAAGACUGGGUGGACCUGGCCUGGGCCAUCAGCUACUACGCCCGGUUCUUCUUCACCUACAUCCCUUUCUACGGCAUCCUAGGAGCCAUCCUUUUCCUCAACUUCAUCAGGUUCCUGGAGAGCCACUGGUUUGUGUGGGUCACGCAGAUGAACCACAUCGUCAUGGAGAUUGACCUUGAAUCAUACCGCGACUGGUUCAGCAGCCAGCUGGCAGCCACCUGCAACGUGGAACAAUCCUUCUUCAACGACUGGUUCAGUGGGCACCUCAACUUUCAGAUUGAGCACCACCUCUUUCCCACCAUGCCGCGGCAUAAUUUGCACAAGAUCGCCCCUUUGGUGAAGUCCCUGUGUGCCAAGCAUGGCAUCAAGUACCAGGAGAAGCCCCUGCUCAGAGCCUUGGUGGACAUCAUCAGGUCCCUGAAGAAAUCCGGGCAGCUGUGGCUGGACGCCUACCUCCACAAAUGAGGUCGCAGCCCUCGGGGCACCCACGGGGAAGGGGCCCAGGUGGGGGGUGAUGGCCACGUGGAGGGGUGGGCUUCUGUUCUUAGGGUGCCUAUGAGGCUGGGUCACAUGCCAGCCCAUGUGUCCUGGGCUUGGUCUUUUCUCCCUUUUUCUUCUUUGCCUUCUCUGUUCCCCCAUCCCUGCCCUCCGCCCGCUGCCUCCCGGUCCCUUCUCAGGAGUGCAGGGAGAGGUGGUCGCAGGAGGUGGCUCUGUCCCUCC